AUGAGAAAGAAUGCCAGUGUUGCAACCAUAGCAGAGGGUAAGGAGUGGUCCAUUGAGACGUCCUCGGCCAGAAACUGGACAUCUCUUCAACCCAAUGCCGGCCUUUCAUCCUCUCAUCGCUCUGGAGGACCGGGACAAAGCUCAGCGAAACCCGGAGACAAAGCUUUUGAAGACUGGCUGAGUGAUGAUGUUAACUCAUAUCAGAGCGGAGGGGGCUACAGUGGCAACCAAGAGAAUCGGUAUGUUGGCUUUGGCAACACCGUGACCCCAGAGAAGAAGGAGGAUGACUUCAUCAACAAUGCCAUGACUUCUAUUUAUUCAGGUUGGAGCAGUUUCGCUGUCGGAGCUAGCAAGAUUGCUACUAUCGCUAAAGAUAAUACAUCUAAACUGGCAAACCAAGCAACCUUAAAGGCUACAGAGUUAGGACAGACAUUAAAUGAGAAUGUUAUCAAACCCACACAAGAAAAGGUAAAAGAUGGCAAAUUGAUAGAUGAAAUGACACUCGGCAUCACCGGGCUGGCAAACAAGGUCCAGGGAGCUGGUUCCAAAUUGACUAAUCUCUUCGUGGGAAAAACGGAGGAUGGGUCUACUGGAGAGAGCUACCAGAACAUGGAUGCCACUGAGGGAUAUCAGGGCAGUUCUACCCAGCCUGUCGCAAAGGACUUCUGGGAAACCUUUGGAAGCAGCAACUCCUUAAAGGCCAAGAAAUCCCCCAGCAGUGACAGCUGGACCAACGUAGAUAAUUCUGCAAAGAAGAGCUCUGACAGUUGGGACAAUUGGGGCUCAGAGGGAGCGUCCAACAACAAACACAGCACAGAGGAGAGCUGGGAAGCCUGGGACAACAACUGGGAGAACGCAGAGGGUAAGACGAAGAAGAGUCCCACAAAACCUGCCGAGGAGACCUGGGAUAAUGCAGACUGGUAGUGACCUCACAAACGUACAUCUCCCCUCCUUCAACCCCACUCUGGUAUUUUCCCUGUUUCCCCCUCUCUGUUCUUCUCACCGGCACCUUUAGGGAAAAAGCAGAGUAAAUGUACCUGUAAAUCCAUUCAAAAUAUAUUUAUUAUAAACCCAGGAAGCAAUUAAUGAGGCUCGGGGCUACGUUGAGCUCAUCAUGAGAGUAAGAUUCUUAAAAAAAUACAACUUUACAGACUUAUAGUCAUUUAUUGUAUUGUAAAGUACCGUCCUCAAAAGGAAUUACAAAUAAAUCAGUCUAGAUAUGAUCAUAAUUUUCUGCCUGGGCUCCCUAAAAAUAUGACUUACUCUCCCCCUGGUGAACAAUCCAGUGUUCAUAGUGUAUGGUUUAAUGAAACUGGUUCAGAAUUCACCAGAUAAAGAAACAAUGCAUGGCAGAGAAAAUCCUUGUAAAUGUAAAUCCUUGUAAAUACAGUAUGAUUGACUAAACACUCAUGGCAUGAUUUUAUGUUUGCUCAAUCAAAUGUGAUGUCUUCUUCCCCUGGACCGUUUGCACAUUUUUUGUGCAUUAUUGAAUCAACAGUGUUAUAUUCAAUAAAAGGAACGAAUAACCACUGUAACUAAUUUGAUCUCUAAUCCAAUCGGAGUGGAUAUGUAAAAGGGAAAUGUUAUAAUCUAAUUUGUAAUGACCUGGAGCUUAAUUACCUUUUGUAUAGUAUUUUAUUAUAAACACUUCUGGGGUUAAAAUGUGCAAAUAGUCAAUGGGUUUGAAAGCAGAGGGCUGCUGAUACGUUAUCAUGUUACUGAGACCAGAAUAUAGACAGGAUGCCCAAAAGUUGAAUUUAUUGGGUCCUACACAAAUAGAGUUUAUAAAUAAUUGCCCCCUUUCCAAUUGUAAGAUGGUUAAGUUUAUUUUGGUUAAAAUGUGAAUUGUGUCACAUUGGUGUCGGACUUAAAACUGUUCUUGCUCAAUAUGGACGUUUGAAGUAUAACAUAAAUAACCUGCUUCAACUAAUUUUGGUAAGCCGAUACAAAUUGUGAUUUUACUUUCUUGCGGUCUGUUAUUAACAACAGCUCUAGACUUGUCUGUGACUCCCAGUUACGCAUUUAUUGCAAAAUACUAUUUUAAGCACAUCCGCAACAUCAUUGUCGGUUGUUUUUUGUUAUGCAACUCCUCCAGAGAUAUUUAUUUAUUAAGUAGUACUGUACUUUAUACCACAACAUUGAGCAAGUUAUCACAUGUUCUUUUUCUGACCAUGAAGCUGGCUCAUACUAUUUAAAUAAAAACGUUCAAAUUAACGUUCACACAGACCUAUUACAAAUCCAGCUGAUGCACAGUGAAUAAUGUCUCAUAAUGAAACCCAUUUGUUGGACAUUUUAAUCAAUCAUUUUUAGAAUUUUUGUUUUCAAGAUGCAAAAAAAAAAAAUCUAAACAAUUUGGGUUUAAAGAGUAUAUAGACAGUUUAUUGUAGAUAAUAACAUGCAAAAGUCUCUCAUUGCAGGUUAAUAUUCUGUAUUGACCGUAUUGGAGUGUGUAGGUUGUGUUUAAAUAACAGGAGACUGUGUUAACGUUACCUGCAUGGUGUUGCUUGUGAGCCUGUGACUUGUGACCUCAGCUGAACCGACUGCUCUUUGUAUAUGUCAUCUCAUAUGAAGCAACUCUGUGUGAUCAGUUAUCUGCAUCUGUUGUAAUGCAGCACCUUGGUUAUUAUGUAUCGUGAGGAUUUGUUGUCUUCACACUUGUACUAACAUCUCAAUUCUGGAUGUAAUGUUAAUGAAGCUCAUUACACGCUGGAUGUCAUUGCUCUUCUUCUGAUGAAUUAAUUUAGUCCCUGAAAUGGCAGCUGCACACACACACACUGUUCAUGGUAAAUGCAAAUGUUUUUUAACAAGUGGGAAUUUAAUCGGUGUGAAACUUGGUAUUUAACAAACCUCUCGUGUCAAACGAGCUGUCGAGCUUUAGAACUUGGACAGUUUUGCAGAACCCACUUCCCUAUGUGGCCUUUAAUCCCGUAUAACAUAAGGUGUUGCAAAUGUAUUACAUAGUCUAAUUUGCCUAUAUGUGUAAUAACCUAACCUAGUCUUUAUAAUGAUGCAAACCACUAAAUAGUGUCAUCUAUUCUCAUUUAAAUACACUUCUACCAAUGCCAUCUGCAGAUCUGGUCUAUAUUUGUCAAUUUGAUAGACAUUUUACAACUACAGAUUAUAUCACUGUAUGUAAUCAACGGACAGUAAUUAAUUAUGAACUGCUCAUAAAGUGCAAUAAAGCUGCUGGAUUGUUUUAUUAUUAGGGCGUUAUAAGAUAUUGCUGUAACUCUCUAUAGGAGAAACCUAUUGGGCCUCAUGAUUCGUAGAAAUAAUAUAUAAUUAACACCGGUUUUAACGGGCGAAUGAUUAUUCCUGGAACAUUUUCCAUGCCCAUUUCCUACCUCUAAGACGUCUUCAGUUUACAGCCGAGUUUAGUAAAGUGAACAUUCUUUGUUUCUAAACUUUUUAGCAUUGUGUUGAUGUACAUCUUAACGCUUUGCUGUGGUUCAUUUUGUCGUGUGUGUUGAGGCAAAGCUUCACAGAUCGGUCUACAUGUUGGUGUGUUCUCAGUGACAUGUUGUGAUGUUAAAAAAAA
This is a messenger RNA of Notothenia coriiceps (black rockcod), 3538 nucleotides long. Its product is annotated as ADP-ribosylation factor GTPase-activating protein 1. Gene Ontology annotation, molecular function: GTPase activator activity. NCBI's taxonomy places the organism in Eukaryota, Metazoa, Chordata, Actinopteri, Perciformes, Nototheniidae. The record is from RefSeq and is a predicted model, not a curated record. Bases 1 to 924 code for a protein of 307 amino acids. Gene Ontology annotation, biological process: regulation of endocytosis; regulation of ARF protein signal transduction. Gene Ontology annotation, cellular component: Golgi membrane. The transcript is spliced from 10 exons.